Linum trigynum is the source of this 1871-nucleotide messenger RNA. Lineage: Eukaryota; Viridiplantae; Streptophyta; Magnoliopsida; Malpighiales; Linaceae. The record is from the annotation of a GenBank genome assembly.
UCUUAACCGAUGAUUAAGUCCAUUAAGCAUUGACUUGGGAAAAUUUCUUACGGGUCCAUUUUUUGUGGAUUCUAAAGGGUAUCAUCAUAGAUUUCAGGCGGUUUUUCCGAAAUGUCAUCUUCUUUCGAUUUAGAACUAUAAAUCAAGUAUUUGGCCCGAGCCUAUUCUCCACCGGUUAUGAAGUCUAAUGAUCAAAUUAUCCACCGAUUGUGACGUCCAUUAAGCACCAAUUUGGGCGGAUUUAUAUUAGAAUGACAUUUUCAUAAUUUCUUAAGCAAUUUUUUCCGGAAAAACAAUUUUACUUGAAUGUUGGAGGCUACAGAUCACGGAUUCGGUGUGAGGCUAUUCUUCACUGAUGAUUUAGUUCAUUAAGCACUGAUUUGGGUGAGUUUCUUCCGGAUCCAGUUUUUGCAGAUUCCAAAGGGGUACCAUCACAGAUUUCGGGCGAUUUUUCCGAAAUAUCAUUUUCUUUCAAUUUUGAAGGCUACAAAUCACGAAUUUGGCCAAAGGUUAUUCUCCACCGCUGAUGAAGUCUAUUGAUCCUAUUAUUUACUGAUGGCUAAGUCCAUUAAACACCGAUUCGAGAUGGAUGUUUUCUGAUGGCAUUUUCGUAAUUUUUUGGGUGAUUUAUUUUGAAAGGCCAUUUUCCUUGAACUAUGAAGGCUACAGAUCACAGAUUUGGCCUUAGACUAUUCUUCACCGAUGAUUAAGUUCAUUAAGCACCGAUUAACACAGAUUUCUUCAGUGUCCUUUUUGGCAGAUUCCAAAGGUAACUAUCACAUAUUUCGCCCGGGGGGGGGGCUAAUGCCACUAUAACACCCGAACUAUCACAAAAAAAUGUCACUUGUAUCCUAUUCUUUUCAAUAUUCCAUUUGUAUCCUAAACUAUUAUUCUGUUAGUGUUGACCGGUGUUAACCGUUAGUUUUUAACAGAAAAUCCAGUCAACAUCUACGUGGCAUUUGACAUGGAAUUCUUAAUUAUUUUUUUCAUAGAAAAUUUAUAAAAAACAAAACCCCUGUCUACCAGAAACCUCGCCGAUGAUUAUUCCCCUGCUGCCUCCCCAUCUCUGCAUCGCCAUUCCUUCUCGAUAUCUCUCCACCGCUAUCGAAAUCGGUCAUCACUUCUCUGCUCUUUCCAGACCAGGCGACCAUCCCAGUUCAUCCCCGAUGCUGGAUUUUCCCCCCAGUUGUCACAAUAAAACUACCCUGCGUGGCGGCCGCCGGAAUAGUGAGCCUCGGAGUUUCGUUGCCGUCGAGAGACAGGUGACUCUAUCAGCUCCAAUCUCAUCCAGAAAAUUCUUCCCAAACUGUAUUACCUCCCACAUGGAAAUCCGCUCCACAAACGAAACCACUAAGGCCAUCCCAUCACCGCCAUUAGAUAAAAUUCAACCCACAACCCUAAUAAUCCAAAUCCUCCACCCAACUUGUACCGCUCGCCUUGUUGGGAACUUCCCCUCUCCGCUGGCCUCCUGUUUCUCAUCGCAGGCACCGCUGUCCCAACCUUGCUUGCUUCCAUGGCUUCCAUAGCCAAUCACAAUGCGGUGUCGAUACAGAUCUGGAAGAGAGAGGUGCCUGCAUAGAAGAGAUCGAUCUAUAGCAGUCGGAGCCGGAUAUGCUUCCCCGCCCUUCUCUCUCCCUCCCUCGCGCGCGACGGAUCACCUCGCUAGCGUUGUUUUAGGUUUCUCGUUCUUGUUCGAAUACGAGCAGGGGAAUGGGCUUGUUGAUUUCUGGGUUAAAUUUAUUGAGGUCGAAUACGAGCAGGGGGGAUCGGAUUGGAGAUUUUUUAGAGAAAGAGAGGGCUAAUCGGUAGGAAAUAAGAAUUAUGAGAUUUUUUUUUUAAUUUUGGCUUGAUAAUAUAAUUGAAUUUAAAGU